CCGGAUGGCGGUCGCGGCGGCAGGGGCAGGGGCUGGGGCCGGCGCGGGCGGCAGGCGCGGCCGCCACUGACGGCUAGUCGGGCGCCCGGAGCAGACAGACGGAGGCCGUGUGGCUGACCAUCCCGUGCACGCAGGCUGAGGAUGCAGCGCUGGAAGGCGGCGGCCUUGGCCUCGGUGCUCUGCAGCUCCGUGCUCUCCAUCUGGAUGUGUCGGGAAGGCCUGCUCCUCAGCCACCGCCUCGGACCCGCGCUUGCCCCGCUGCGCCGGCUGCCUCGCACCCUGGACGCCCGAAUCGCCCGCCUGGCCCAGUACCGUGCACUGCUGCAAGGCGCCCCGGACGCGGUGGAGCUUCGCGAACUGACACCCUGGGCCGGGAGGUCCCCGGGUCCGCGCCGUCGGGCGGGGCCCCGGCGGCGGCGCGCGCGUGCGCGGUCGGGGACCCGGCCGUGCGGGCUGCGGGAGCUCGAGGUGCGCGUGAGCGAGCUGGGCCUGGGCUACGCGUCGGACGAGACCGUGCUGUUCCGCUACUGCGCAGGCGCGUGCGAGGCGGCCGCGCGCGUCUACGACCUGGGGCUGCGGCGCCUGCGCCAGCGGCGGCGAGUGCGGCGAGAGCGGGUGCGGGCGCAGCCCUGCUGCCGCCCGACGGCCUACGAGGACGAGGUGUCCUUCCUGGACACGCACAGUCGCUACCACACGGUCCACGAGCUGUCGGCGCGCGAGUGCGCCUGCGUGUGACCCUACCUCACCGGGCCCGGCGAGACGGCGGCCACACCCCCCGCCCCGACGGCACCCGCCGUCCCGCCUGGCAAGCCCCGCGACAGACUGCCCAUGCGCAGAAAAUGCCGUCGAGGGCUCAGGACUCGCGCCAUAACUGUACCAAGAUAAAGUGUGGAAAAUCGA
Messenger RNA from Balaenoptera ricei (Rice's whale), 900 nucleotides. RefSeq names its product neurturin (gene NRTN). The transcript has 3 exons. Lineage: Eukaryota; Metazoa; Chordata; Mammalia; Artiodactyla; Balaenopteridae. The record is from RefSeq and is a predicted model, not a curated record. The coding region runs from base 142 to 735 and encodes 197 amino acids. Gene Ontology annotation, molecular function: glial cell-derived neurotrophic factor receptor binding; receptor tyrosine kinase binding; growth factor activity.